This is a messenger RNA of Etheostoma spectabile (orangethroat darter), 868 nucleotides long. It is a transcript of the gene arpc3, whose product is annotated as actin related protein 2/3 complex, subunit 3. NCBI's taxonomy places the organism in Eukaryota, Metazoa, Chordata, Actinopteri, Perciformes, Percidae. The record is from RefSeq and is a predicted model, not a curated record. The coding region runs from base 143 to 679 and encodes 178 amino acids. The transcript is spliced from 7 exons. Gene Ontology annotation, biological process: regulation of actin filament polymerization; Arp2/3 complex-mediated actin nucleation. Gene Ontology annotation, cellular component: cytoskeleton; Arp2/3 protein complex.
GUAGCGCCUCCGUGUGGACGGUACGCCACAUAACAUGUGGUCACUUCCUGUAAAGCUGAAGGGUGGGACAAGCGGAAGCUGGGUGCUGUAGUGUUGGUAUUUUUCUCUCGCUGAGCAGUUGGACUGAUAUUUAUCACUCAACAUGCCGGCGUAUCACUCAAGCCUAAUGGUCCCCGAAACCAGGCUGGUGGGGAAUAUGGCUUUGCUUCCUCUCAAAACCCAGUUCAAGGGACCAGCCAGAGGAGACGGCAUCGAGUCAGACAUCAUUGAUGAGGCGAUCUACUACUUUAAGGCCAAUGUUUUCUUUAAGAACUAUGAAAUCAAGAAUGAGGCAGACAGGACGCUGAUCUACGUCACACUGUACAUUUCUGAAUGCCUAAAGAGGCUACAGAAGUGCAGCUCCAGGAACCAGGGAGAGAAGGAGAUGUACACACUGGGUAUCACUAACUUCCCCAUUCCUGGAGAGCCUGGCUUCCCUCUCAAUGCUAUGUAUGUCAAACCUGCAAACAAGCAAGAGGACGAGACUAUGAGAGCGUACCUCCAGCAGAUCCGCCAGGAGACCGGCUUGAGGCUAUGUGAUCGCGUGUUCGACCCCCAGACAGACAAACCCAGCAAGUGGUGGAUGUGCUUUGUCAAGAGGCAGUUCAUGAACAAAAGUCUGUCAGCACCUGGACAGUGAAUGACUCGGACUCAGUUUCUAUUCUACACCUGCAAGAGGGUGGGGUGGGGUGGGGUGGUGCAGGAUCUGCUUCUGUGUUGCGAAGAUGAUUUUAUACUCUUGAGUUCAAGGAUAUGUCUUAAUUUGUCUGGAUGUUAACCGUAUUGAGCUGGUGCUUAAUUAAAUAAAGAAAUCAUUGAGAUUGGAAAA